Molecule: messenger RNA, 3554 nt
Organism: Siniperca chuatsi (mandarin fish)
Lineage: Eukaryota; Metazoa; Chordata; Actinopteri; Centrarchiformes; Sinipercidae
Gene: sertad3
Product: SERTA domain containing 3
Exons: 2
Coding region: 303-1295 (330 amino acids)
Cellular component (GO): nucleus
Molecular function (GO): transcription regulator activity
Source: RefSeq, a predicted model, not a curated record
GCAUCAAGAUAAUCGAUUAUAUUAUAUUAUAGUAUAUUUUUUAAAAAGUGGUGACAGAUGUUCGCUCAUUUGGAGUUUUAUUUUGAAAGCAUCUACAGGAGGUUGUUGUAUGUUGUGGUACCUUUAUGUUUUUCUCUUCCGUCCAAUACACAGACCGAGGAGGAGUCUAAGCUGUUUUUCAAAGUUGACUCGCUGGAAUUUAAAUCGAAACAGUAAACUUUGACAUGUUGCUGGUUUACGACAGUAGAAGUCGUAUCUACUGACCGUUUCCCUCCUUGACGACUGUUGCCCUCAGUUUAAAGAUGAUCAUGAAGGGGCAGAAGCGUAAACUCCCACCAGAGGACGUGGAGGUUUCAGACAGGAGCAGCCCCUUCUGGGAGAGCCAGCGCCAGUUUGUGUUCUCAAUUUCCUUGAACAAGUAUCAGCGUGGCCAGGAGUUACCUGAACCCAGCCUGCGGCGGUCCGUUCUGAUAGCCAACACACUGCGGCAGGUCAGCCUGGAGGCGUGUAGGGAGCCCUCUGUAGACAUGGAGGUGUCACAACCAACCAUGUUUGCUAACAACCACUCAGCUCUUGCCAGCUGCCCUUUGGUUUCUUUAAAUUAUUUGUCAAAUUGUGCUGCAAGUAGGUCUCCAGCAGGCUGCCACUCGAGUGUAUCAAAUGUCCCUCUGUCUGUAAAAGACGAAGAUGAGGACUGGGGAUCGAUGAUCACGGAUCCUGAUUUCUCCCUCUCAGCUGCCAUCUCCUCCAUUCUCACAGCACUGGACUCUACCAUUGACGGGAGCUCACAGGCAGCUCCACGGACACCUCUCAGGUCCUUGGAGAACCUGUCUGGGCCCUCUGAGGGUGGUGGUGUAGCAUGGGUGAAACAGGGAGUCAGAGGUUAUGGGGGAAGCUGGGAACAGCAGGAAGAGUGCAGGGCACGGGAGAGCAACAUGGAAGUGAUGAGGUCCAGCUACCUCAGUGAGCUCACUGUGGAGGAUCUGUUCCAGGAUAUAGACACGUCCCUGCUGGAGAGGGACAUGGGAGUGCUUGGGCUCAGAGGCAGUGGCAGUGGAUACCCGACUGGAGAUGACCUUUUACGGUACCUGCCGUCUUUCUCCUCAUCCUCCUCGCACCCCUUCUCCCUCUCACUCAACCAGAAUCUGAAGUGCCUGCCUUCGUUCUCCUCAUUCAGCCCGUUGUCUUCCUCAUCCUCUUCACCUUCUCUUUCUUCGCCACCCUUCUCUAGUCAGAAUCAUGUGAGAGAAGGACUUGAGCUGGAGCAUCUGAUGGAGAUCCUGGUGGAGUCCUGAUAGCCUCAUUGUCAUCAUACUGUAAGAAAUCCAUUUCAACAAGAAGGAACCUGAACACCAUUAGGUAGUGGACAAAAACUGAAUUCUCAUGGCAAAGGACUGGAUUAUCAGACACAUCAAAUAUUCACAUUAUUGUUUUUAUAUAUUGCUCAAGAAAUAGUGUAUUAUGGGAUUUAGAAAGUAGUAAGAAUGCUCUAGAAAUGUAGAAAUGGUUGAUGCCUAAGACAGAAAAUGCUACAUAGGUGGGCUAACAUGGGGAGUAGCUGUGAUGCAUCUGGCAGCUUUUUGUGUAAUAUGAAGGCUUUGUGUUUUCUGGCAAAAAUGGUGGUCAAGUCACAGUGAAAACUACGUGGGUAGUAAGCCACAUUAGGCUGUUUUUUUUCUGACUGGCUAAGCAGUGAGUCAGUGCAUAAUGAACUGCUGAAAAGCAUUUUACUACAUUUUCCAGCAUGACAAUUUGGAACUGGAAGGGGAGGUGUUGAUUAGAGAACAGGAUUUAUUAAGUUGUCAGGUAAUCACUGCUGGUGGAGAGAGAAUUUCUUCAGCAUUGUUGCCCUGAAAUUAGUGCAAUUCAUCAAAGCUUCAAAUAAUCCUGUGUUCACAUUGAACAUCCCAGUUUAUCUGGAGUAAGAAAAAAGCUGCAGCCAGUCAUGUACUGGUGUUUAUUCAUGCAGUCAACUAAACGUUGGGCUGCAAGGGAUAAAUCCCUUUAAAAACAAGUGUAAAAUGUUAAUGUGAGUUCUUAGAGAAUGUGAUUUGGCUGGUGUUGGAAGGAGAAUAGUUGAAACACUAACUUAUAGGUCAAAUCUUCUGUGAAGAAAUCCUUUAACCUCAUAUUUAUCAAUGAGUUAUAACAGGGGCAAGAAAUCAGGGGCUAAGAGAUCUGGUCAGGAUUUCAAACAGUAGGAGCACGCAGGAAAAUGUGCCUUCUAGUCAUCAAAAAUCUUUCAAAAAUCUGCAUAUUUAUGAUAUCAGGUAGUUUGGCCAGAAGAAAUCCAUAAGAACCAGUAUUUUGUUCAGUUAUGGUAAAAAAAGAAAUUUCAAGUGUGUAUAAUUAUUGAAGGUUAUCUUUAACUGGGUGAUUAUUUGCCUUGUAUCCCUGUUAUAUUUCAGUAGUCAGUAGUUGGAGGUGCAGUACAAUUACUGCUAAUACAGGAUACAUUGAUGAAAUGUAAAGAUGGUUACUGAAUAUUACUCAGUGGGAAAAAGCACAACGCUUAAUGCCUCAGCCAGCUGUUAAACCAUGUCCCAUCUGAAGGCUGAAAAGAGUGAAACUAAAAUUAGUUUUCUCUGAAAUGUUUCCUCUCAGAGUGCAGCUGUAGCUCAGGAAUGCUUUUAUUCAAAGAGCCUUUAUAGUAUUGUGAUUGUAUACAACACACCCUCAUGGGUUUUAAUGUGACAGUACAGAGCCACUUUAGGUGUCACAUUAACUAAAGUCACAACCACUUCGCAGCUUCUGUUGUACAGAUGUGAUAUUGAUCCGUCGUGGUGGGUGUUCAGCAUCGUGCUUUGAGUCACAUUGGCUGAUGGAGUCCGGAUGUUACUGACUUCCACCCUGUGAGCAGUUGAACAGUUGUUCGCUCAACAGUAGGUCAGUUUCUGCUUGUUUUAGUGGGGUUCACAUGUUUCGUCUGGUUUACAUCUGAGUUAUUGCACUUUUGUUAAUAAUAUGCAUUUCUAAGUGUUUUACUCUGUAUUUAGUAAGCAGUGGUAACAUUGCAGGUGAGAUUUGGCCAAAUUAUUCCUUUCCAACCCAUAAAGUUGAGUCCUAUUAAAUGUUCUGUUAAUGCAUAUUGUUUAAAAGAAAAACAUUAGGAAAUGUGUUUUAACUGUAACUUAACCAGCUAUAGAUGUUGAUCCAGUGUUUAAACCAACACUGCGAUAAAUUGUUUGAGGAAGCACAUGAUACUUGUUUGUCAGGUUUUUGUACAUUCAUCCUGUCUAUGGAUCAAAGUUGCUCUCUAUGCAAUGGUCCUUUCUGAAUAGCUGGGCUGCAGUCUCAAACUAUUUAUAAAUGGCAUAUUUUGUUAACAAGAUGAGUAAUUUAAUGUCAUACAAUAUUUCACAAUUCACUAAUGGUAUGUUAAUAUACCGUCAUUGCAGUUAUAUUAUUUACUUUUUAUUUUCCCUACAAAUAUUUUAAUGGUUGUUUUGAAAUUGAGGCAGAAUGCCUAUAAACUAUGAAUUUAGACUUCUUUUAAAAGAAGGCAAAUGUCUGUUUACUUAUACUGAUGUUUUUAAUAAAAUGUUAAAAUGAAA